Molecule: messenger RNA, 2846 nt
Organism: Botrytis byssoidea
Lineage: Eukaryota; Fungi; Ascomycota; Leotiomycetes; Helotiales; Sclerotiniaceae
Exons: 3
Coding region: 332-2665 (777 amino acids)
Biological process (GO): protein histidyl modification to diphthamide
Molecular function (GO): diphthine-ammonia ligase activity
Source: RefSeq, a predicted model, not a curated record
CCAAGUGACCUCAAUGAUUGUGAUAGCCCGCUUUGCAGCAGAGUGGUGUCUGGAAUGCCUGAGGCAUAUAAAUUUAAAAGCCUCCAGACCAAGUGAUUUGAGUAUUCGAAUUGAUGUGAACAUUUGAUAAGUUCAAUAAACGUUUGAAUCGGCUUGAUUACACUUAUUAAGAGCCAAAAUUUAUGAUUUCGUAUUUGAAAUAAUGAUACGAACGGAAAGUUGAGUAGUUCCCGAUAUCAAAUAUCAACAACGUCUAAAUUUUCGUUUGCCCACUUUGUUCUCACGAGCAAAACCUGAAAUCCCACACUACCAACCUAAAACAGAUAGAGUCAUGUCCGCAUCUCUCAACGUGAUCGCCUUGGUAUCGGGUGGAAAGGACAGUUUCUUCUCAAUAUUGCAUUGCAUUCAGAAUGGACAUAAAAUCGUUGCUCUAGGAAAUCUCCAUCCACCUCUCACUGAGCCACAAACGGAAGAAAGCGAUGGUAUUCACGAGGAUGAAAAUGAUCUUAAUAGUUUUAUGUAUCAGACUGUAGGGCAUACAAUUAUUCCAUUGUAUGAAGAGGCACUUGGUAUUCCAUUGUACCGACAGGCUAUUCUUGGUAGUGCUAUUCAAACGGGGACAAGUUAUGAUCAUGCGGAUCUCACGAGUUCUGGUGCCGAAGAAUUGGUAGAAAUGAAGAGUGCGGAUGGAGAUGAGACGGAAUCUCUGGUUCCUUUGUUACAAAGAAUUAAAGAUGCGCAUCCUGAAGCAAAUGCUCUUAGUACAGGCGCAAUACUAUCUACAUAUCAACGAACACGCGUGGAAUCUGUAGCAAUACGAUUAGGACUCGUGCCUCUUUCGUUCUUGUGGCAGUAUCCGAUUCUUCCACCUGGUAUGCAGAUUUCUCUUCUGCAGGAUAUGCAAGCUGUAGGAUUGGAUGCGAGGAUUAUCAAGGUGGCCAGUGGUGGGCUCGAUGAGAGCUUUCUGUGGGAAAAUGUUGCAAGUGAGAAGGGGAUGCGGAGAGUGGAAAGAGCUAUGAAAAGAUUCAGUAUUGAUGGUGAUGGAGCUGUGUUAGGUGAGGGUGGGGAGUUUGAAACCCUAGUUGUGGAUGGACCGAGUUGGUUAUUCAAAAAGAGAAUAGUGGUGGAGACAGAAGACACAAGGAUCGUAAGGGAAGGUGGAGGAUCUGCUUGGAUAAAGAUAAGUAAGGCUUCUUUAGUGGAUAAAGAAAGCAUCGAGAACAAGGAAAGCUCGUGUAGAGUACCAGAACUGCUUGAACAGAGAUCUUUGGAAAUCCUAUCUGCGUUGGACAAAAAUGAUCAUUCCUAUGACCUUUCCACGUCAAGCACCCCGUGUAGCGGAUCAUUGGAAUCGCCAACGUGGGAGCUCAAAUCAUCGACUGCUAACGGCAUCGAAGGCGGCAACAUGACACAUUGGACAAUUAUACCAGAAAGUGCCUCUUGUUCAUCGAUAUUAGAUGAAGCCAGAAGUGUCGUGGAAUCCAUAAAGGCGCGACUUAAUCAAGCAUCGUUGAAAACCACAAACAUCGUUUCGACCAUGAUAAUGCUGCGCUCAAUGGAAGAUUUCACAACAAUCAAUAAGAUUUACGGCACUCUCUUCCCUCACCCCAAUCCAGCAUCUCGCGUAACCAUCUCUUGCGGAUCUUCAAUGCCCCUAAACAUAUCUCUAAUUAUUCAUCUCACACUGCAUAUUCCCUCGGCUACCUCGUCACCCCGCAAAGCUCUACAUGUACAAUCGCGUUCCUACUGGGCCCCCGCCAAUAUCGGGCCAUACUCCCAAGCCAGCUCACUCCCCUCGUCGCUCUCCUCCUCCCAAACCCUCACCAUCGCCGGUCAAAUUCCUCUCAUCCCCCACACCAUGCUUCUCCCCACUUCAUUACCCUCGUCCUCAUCCCCCUUCCACAUCUCCACCAUCCUCUCCCUCCAACAUCUCCUCCGCAUCGCAGACGCCACCUCCAUCAAAUGGUUCACCAGCGCCUGCAUCUACAUUCCCACCCCGCACCCCGAAUCCUCAUCCCCAUCCCCCUCCUGCUCAUCCGCCCUCUCAAAAAUCGCCUACCAAGCCUGGAAACACAUCCACACCCCCCCAUCCCCAGAUUCCGACCACGAUUCCGACGCCGAACCGCGCGAUCUCUGGGAAGAAAAGUUCCGCUACUCCAACACCACCCCCCUAUCAAACGAACACACGACAACCACCUAUCCUGGCCACGAGAUCCUGCAAUCGGAUACCCCUACGAUCCCACCUUUCUGGACCGCCGAGGUGGAUUCCUUGCCCCGCGGAAGCGAGGUGGAAUGGCAUGCGCAUGUGGGCGUAUGUGAUGGUCCCAUCGAUGUUUGUUUUCUUCUUUCUCUUCUUCUUCCCCGUUUUCUUGUAAAGAAUGUCGAGACACACGAGCACCGCGGCAAUUCUCUCACGACUUCUUCUACGCGUCAUACUGUUCUUACUUUUCCUUCUGAUGUUAUUCCUUCGCCUGAUGAUCUUAAAGAUGACUAUAGUAAUCGCGGGUUGAUUAAUCUGGUUUAUGUGGAUACAUCGCUUGUCGAUGUGAAUAAACUUCUAAGUGCAGGAUGGGAAGGCAAAGGAGUGAUACCUUGUAAGAGUUUAUGGGAUGGCGAGGGGAGAAGAUUAAGCACUGUGAUUGUAUUCUGGGGAGAUGCGAGGUAGAGAUGACAAAAAGAAUUCUGUGAUGUUGACUAGAUUUUCGAUUAGGAUAUCUAAUGAAUAUGUGAUGUGAUGUGAUAUGAUUGGUGAUGCCAAACGAAAUCUCGAUAUUAAGAUACUUUCGAAAUUGUCAUGUCCCUAUCUCUUUGCUGGACUACCAACCCCCACCACCCCCUUUCCCUCC